Molecule: messenger RNA, 645 nt
Organism: Batrachochytrium dendrobatidis JAM81
Lineage: Eukaryota; Fungi; Chytridiomycota; Chytridiomycetes; Rhizophydiales
Exons: 6
Coding region: 1-645 (214 amino acids)
Biological process (GO): mitochondrial electron transport, NADH to ubiquinone
Source: RefSeq, a predicted model, not a curated record
AUGAUUCAUUCGGAGCGUAUGAUUCGACUGCAGGAUUACGUUACAAAGUGUGUUUUGAAAAACAGUUUAAACUUGCAUUUACCAUUAGUAUUCCAACCAGUUUAUGAACCCCACCAUAUCUCUGAAGCACUUUGCACGUUUGUAACUGGACUCGACUCUGAGCAGUUGUAUCAGUCGCGUGCUUAUGUAGAUCUAGCCAUCUCUACUCAUCCAGAAUUGGGAGGAUGUUCCAGAAAUGAUCGAUGGGCUCAAAUACUUUCUCUUUGUACCAAAAAUCAUGGUGGCUUGACUAUGCAUGAUAAGAUGUUGCGUACAACUGCUGUUGCAAGACUCACAACCCAGCGCAUGGCUUGCAGAGCCAUGUCAAACGUCACAAAAUUAGUGGUUCCGCAGUCUUCCAAUCGGGACACUACUUGGAGUAGCAGUCAAAAGGCUAAACAGGAUGCCAUUAAUGCUGCUAGAUUUGAACAAACCAACUGGGACUUGCAGCCGAAUCCACCCUCAGCUCAGGCGUUCAUUCAGGCAGUUCCUAUUACCUGGGUCGAAGCUCGUCGUACAUCCUGUGAUGGAGGUGGUGGUGCUCUUGGACAUCCCAAAGUAUUCAUCAACUUGGACAAGGAUCAACCCAUGGCAUGCGGUAUGUAA